Messenger RNA from Prorocentrum cordatum, 3802 nucleotides. Lineage: Eukaryota; Dinophyceae; Prorocentrales; Prorocentraceae. The record is from the annotation of a GenBank genome assembly.
GAAGCGCCCCGCCGGGCGCGGUCCGGCCACGGCCUCGGGGUGGCCGACGGCGGCGGGAGCACCCGCCACGGCGCGGACGGCAGUGCAGGCGGGCCGCGGCUCGCGCGCUCCCGGUCGCGGUCGCCCCGGGCGGGCCCGGCGAGGGGGGGCACCGAGGACCUCGGGGGACCUGGUCGAGGUGGUGCCCGCCUCCGCGCGCUCCGCCCCCUGCGGCUCCGCCGUGCCGGCGCUGAGGCUUCCCCGCUCGCUCUGCGACGGGCUAUGGGCGUACCAGAAGGACUCGAGGGAGGAGGGCGUGGCGUGGAUGUGGGGCCUCUACCACGCGCGCCAGGGGGGCGUGCUGGCAGACGAGAUGGGGCUCGGGAAGACGGUGCAGGCCUGCGCGUGCGUGCAGGCCGUGCGGGCGGCUGGGGCGAGGCACGCCCUGGUGCUGGUGCCGGUGACCCUCUUGAGCCAGUGGGCUGCAGAGAUCCAGAGGUGGUGCCCCGAGUGCCCUGUCUACGUGUACCACGGCAGCGCGGCUCAGCGCGGGCGCGCUCUCGAUGCCGUGAGGCUGCCGCGCGGGGGGGUACUGCUCACGUCCUACAACAUAGUCAAGAACGAGAGCGAGCACUUGCUGGGUGCAUCUGUCGACUCUGUACAGCUCCGGUCUGGCCCCGGUGGCGUCGAGAGGCGUAGGGUCUCUGUGCAGAAGAAUUGGGACAUCAUGAUCUGCGAUGAGGCCCAUGUCAUGAGGAGCAUAUCCACGUUGUUGGGCAAGGCAGUGCGGAACAUUUGUUCCAAUUGCCGGAUCUUGCUCACAGGCACGCCUGUGCAGAACCGUUUGCAGGAUAUGUGGGCGUUGAUGGAUUUCGCGCAACCAGGGCUCCUAGGCAAUCACGCCACAUUUACGAAACGCUUCAGCGAACCCAUCGAGAAGGGCAGCGUGCGCAGCGCUGGGCCUUCUGCAGUUGCCCUAAAGAAGCACCUCUGCGACCAGCUGCUGCAGUUGGUGGCACCCCACCUGCUGCGCCGAACAAAGGAGAGCACAGGACUGCAGGGCAGUGACAUCGGCGACCCCGCCGCUUUGGCCGUCGCGGUCGCCUCCCGUGGAUGCAGUGAGGUCCCCUUCCCCAAGUCCUUGCCGCCCAAAGUGGAGCUGGUGGUGUGGCUCGCCCCCACCACGGAGCAGGCGGCGGCCUACAAGCAGGCCCUGGCCACCAGCGAGGUGAUCCGCGAGGCCAAUGACAAGACGAGGCUGGGCCUGGAGGUGUUCAAGGCGAUCGGCCUCCUCAAGCGCCUGUGCAACCACCCUGCGCUGGGGCUGCCGGUCGCCGAGCCGGGGCUGUGGCAGGAGGUCCUUUCCGUCGCGUCCGCGUCGUUGCCAGGCGCGGGCGGCUGCUUCCGCGCCGCCUGUCCGCAGCGCAGGGACCCGCCGAAGCCAUCGGGUCGUGCGACGCCUUCGGCCGCGACAAUGGCCGCAGCAUCGGCGCUGGCACCGCCUCUUGCCGUUGCCGCCGACGACCCGGAGGACGAUGUUGGGGCGGCAGGCGCUGGCGGGACCGUGGAGCGACUGCUCCGGAAGCUGCCGCGAGACCUGGACUCUCUUGUGGCGCAGAGCGCGAAGUUGAGGUGCGUUGCGGCGAUGUUGCCCGCGCUGAUUGCGCGCGGGCACCGGGUUCUGAUCUUUUCACAGGGGGUGCUGAUGAUGGAUUUGAUAGAGGUGUGCGUGCUCCGGAAGCAGGGCAUCAGCUUCCUGCGUCUCGACGGGCACACCGACAUCAAGACGCGUGCCGAGAGGGUCGCGAGUUUCCAGGCAGAGCCAGAAAAGUACAAGUGCAUGCUGUUGACCACGCGCGUCGGUGGCUAUGGCCUGAACCUCACAGGGGCCGACCGUGUCAUCCUGCUGGACCCCGCCUGGAAUCCCGCAUCCGACGCACAGGCAGUAGAUCGGGCAUACCGCAUCGGGCAACAGAACGAAGUUCGGACGUACCGACUUGUGAUGAGUGGCCUCAUCGAAGACAAGAUGUUUCGGCUGCAGGUCUUCAAAAUGGGUCUCACCAAUUCGGCUCUGGAGGCGUCGCAGCAGCACCGGUACUUCACGCAGGAUGAGAUCCGGGCUCUGUUCAAGUGGGCAGACCCAGCGAAGGGUGAGACCAUGAGACUGAUUGCUGAGAAGCACAGCCAGCGAGACGGCGACCUCGCGGCCGAACACGCACAGGUGGACGGCGCUCAAGAUGGGUGGCUGCAGGCGGGCCCAGCGAUUGGCUUGAGCGUCUUCUCGUCGCUGUUCCGCGCGCUCGCUCCCGAGGAGCCUCAGGAGGAGGACGGCCUGGGCAGCGAGGAAGUGCGGGAGAUGAGGGCCAGGAUCUCCCGGGCCGAGCAGGAGUCCGUCAGGCAGUCCGAGGCGAGAGCCGCCGCGGAGGGGCAGGUCGCACAGGCGCAGCUCGGAGCGCAGGAGGCGGCGGGGCAGAUCGCCUCUGCGGCGGAGGACCGGGCCAGGGCCGGCCAGCGCCUGAAGGCCGCUCACAGCGAGCUGGCGAGGGCGAGGCGCGAGGAGGCGGCGUCCGAGCGGGUCCUGGAGAAGGCCGUGCAGGCGCAGGCGGCGGCGCAGAAGCACCUGCUCGGGGUGGAGGAGCGGCGCCGCACCGCCGGGGGCGCGGAGGACGCCGUGGCGCGGCAGUGCGAGGGCGCGGGGGAGGCCCUCGCGGCCACGGAGCAGACUCUGGCGCAGGCGCUCGCGGACACCAGCUGCCGGGUGGAGCGCGUGUGCGGCACGAGCGGCUCGGGCCUCGGAGACCCCUCGGCUGGAGGCGUCUGUGCUCCGGGUGCCGCUGCGUCUGCCGCCAGGAAGGCCAUCGAGCGGGCCCAGAAGUGCCUCGAUGCAGCGAGGGCUGCCCGCGAGGCGGCACAGCGGGCGCUGGGCGACCUCCUGAACGCCGACGCGCGCCAGUUGGACAGCGAGGCGGAAGCCAACGUGGCGGCUGCCCGUCAGGAGCCCCAGCAGGCCGCGGCUGUCAAGGCGGCCCAGGUGGCGGCGAGCAGCGCGGGCAAGGAGAGCGCCAGGGCGGAGAAGGCGUUCGAGAAGGCGGCCAAGGCGUCUGCCGGCGCGCAGGAACGCGCGUCGCAGACGGUGCACGACCUGAAGGAGGCGGUGAGCGCGCUGGCUGAGUCGCUGCAGGGUGACGGCGCGACCCUCGUCCGCGACGUGCGGUCCAUGCAGCAGGAGCUCCGGGCGUCCGCCCGGGGGGUCGCCGCCGCGUGGCAGGCGGCGCGGGCGGCGCAGCAGGCGUGCUGCCGGGCUGAGGGGCUGCGCCGCAGGGCUGCCCGCGCAGCCGCGGCCUCCUGCGCGGAGGUCAAGGAGGCGCGCGCCCGUGGCCUGGCGGCCGACGACGCCCACGCGAGGGCGGAGCAGGAGGCUGCGGCCGUCCAGCUGAGGCGCCGCGCCUGCGAGUCGGAGGUCGAGGAGGCCCGCGCGGCGGGCGUCGAUGCCGAGAUGCGCGGCGUGGGGCAGAAGAGGCGGCGCGAGGAGCUCAAGGCCGAGCUGGCGGGGGCGAAGCAGGGCCUCAAGGCGGCCAAGGCGGCGGAGAAGGAGGCCAUCUGUGGGCGCGACGCCCUGUACAAGCACUACGCCAAGGGCGGCGACGGCGCGAAGGACGAGGCCGCCUCAGCGGGCAGUGCGGCCGGGGCGGCCGCCGAGGAGCGGCAAAGGGCCGUGGAGGCGAUCCAGGCGCUGAAGGGCGAGGUGUACGACGCGAAUCAGGUCGUGGAGGCUUAUGAGAGUAAGCGCAGGCGGGUCGAGGCAGACCCAGACGCCGCCUGA